AUGGGUGAAUCGCAAGAUGAUGGAAAAGCGAUGUCCGAACUUAUAGGGUUUCUGACACCCACCACACGCUUAGAUGUUCGUCGGGCAGCGCUUGACUAUGUAAUCGCCGUAAGCGGUGCCCUUGACGGUUCGGCCAGUCGCCUUUUCCUAAACAAUGACUGCGCCAUGGGGGAGGCGGUUUGCAAGCUCUGUGAAGAGACGUUGUCGGACAGAUCACAAACGCUAUCUGCUCUGACAAAUUUCUCUUCUGGAUCUGCUGAAGUGGCCAACUAUAUCUUGACGAAAUCAAAGUGCGCCCAACUAUCCUUUGAUGCUUGUCGGAGUCGAGCUCUGUUCGCUAAUUUUGGCGCUCGUCUCUUGGCAAACUUGUCGAGGCAUUUUCCCGACAGGGUGAACGAAUUACUUCUCGCCCAUGAGAGAGAAGCGCUGAGCGUCCUUGUGGGUGAGUUGGUUUUGCAGCUGAUAUUCUCCUUUACUCGAAUGAAAAGUAUUGUGCUGAUUAGAGCUGAGGAGGUAGUCAACUAAUU
Strongylus vulgaris is the source of this 527-nucleotide messenger RNA. Lineage: Eukaryota; Metazoa; Nematoda; Chromadorea; Rhabditida; Strongylidae. The record is from the annotation of a GenBank genome assembly.